AUGGACGUCAAAGUUAAAUUGUGCGUUAUAUUUAUGUGCAUAGCAUUCAAAAUUCAAAAUGCUUCAGCGUCAAUGUCUGAUGUUGAAGUGGUAACUGAUGACAAAAUACGGAAAUGUACUAGACAAUUAUCAACCUGUUCGGUAAAAUUUGGAGACACACUGUUGCGUGGACCAAAAGGUGAAACAGGAUUGCGCGGUGAAACUGGGCUACCAGGAGAGAAAGGAGAUAAAGGAGAUUCAGGACUUCCAGGUCCGUCAGGAUUACCCGGGCUGCAAGGUCUGAAAGGUGAAAUUGGACCAGUGGGUCCUAAAGGUGACAAAGGAGAACGCGGAGUCACUGGUAAACCAGGACCUAUAGGACCACCUGGAAUUGAAGGGAGACCUGGAAUAUGCCCUUGUAUUUUGCCAGGAAUUAAAAAAAGUAGUAUGGAAGUUGGUGAUGAUGAAUGGGAUCCUGACACACCAGUAGAAAAACCUUGUAAUGCUGCACCUAAAGAUGUCGAAAGCGGGAAUUACAAAAUGGGACCUCUAAAUAAAGAAUUUAACGUCUACUGUAACAUGACUACUUCAGAAACUUGCAUUCUUAAUAUUCCGGCAACUCCAGAAAAUAAACAUAUAUUAGUAAACCAGUCAGUCUGGUUAAGUUCCCUGGGUGUUCGUCUAAUAGAUUUUUAUAAAUUAUCAUUAGAACAAAUAACGUGGCUUCAAGAAAGAUCAGUGUCUGUUCGCCAAACAAUAAAAUAUCACUGUUUUGACUCAGUGCCUUACCCAAAAUACAAUACUUCAGCAACAUCGCUAGAGUUACUGACUUGGAACGACGUUGUAAUCGGACCAUUUGCAACUCCAAAAACGCCACUAUUUUAUACAGUGCCAAAGGAAACUGAUUUUUGUAAGGAAGGCGUUAAGGAAUGGAUGAGUUCUAUCAUAAAAAUUCAAAGUUCAUUUGUACAUAGGUUGCCUAUAACCGAUAUUUUGAUCAAAGAUAAUCGCAACGAAGAUCAAAAGUUCAAGAUUGAAGUUUUAGAAUUAUGUUUCGGAUGA
Molecule: messenger RNA, 1041 nt
Organism: Spodoptera littoralis (African cotton leafworm)
Lineage: Eukaryota; Metazoa; Arthropoda; Insecta; Lepidoptera; Noctuidae
Source: the annotation of a GenBank genome assembly